Megalops cyprinoides (Indo-Pacific tarpon) is the source of this 1071-nucleotide messenger RNA. RefSeq names its product peripherin-2-like. The coding region runs from base 1 to 1071 and encodes 356 amino acids. Gene Ontology annotation, cellular component: membrane. Gene Ontology annotation, biological process: visual perception. NCBI's taxonomy places the organism in Eukaryota, Metazoa, Chordata, Actinopteri, Elopiformes, Megalopidae. The transcript is spliced from 4 exons. The record is from RefSeq and is a predicted model, not a curated record.
AUGGUUCUCCUAAAAAUGAAGUUUUCCUUCGAAAGGCGUGUGCGCCUGGCGCAGGGCCUCUGGCUGCUCUCCUGGCUGGCUGUCUUUGGUGGGGCCUUCACCUUCGCCUUGGGGGUGUUCCUGAAGACCGAGCUCCACAGAAGGGCUGAGGUGAUGGACAACACAGAGAUCCAUGCCGUGCCCAACACCCUGAUAAUGGUGGGCCUGGCCUCCCUGGGCAUCAACUUCUUCGCCGGGCGGGUCUGCCAAGACUCCCUGGACCCAGCCCGCUUCCCACGCUGGAAGAGCUUCUUUACGCCCUACUUCACUGUUGCCAUCUUCUUCUCCAUCCUCAUGCUGGCGUCAGUGGUCAUGAGCUACGCCAUGAAAGGCAACCUGGAAGAGUCGCUGAAGAUCGGGCUGAAGAACGGCAUCCGCUUCUACAAGGACACGGACACUCCUGGCCGCUGCUUCCAGAAGGAGACCAUCGACAGGCUGCAGAUGGAGUUCCAGUGCUGUGGGAACAACAACUUCAAGGACUGGUUUGAGGUCCAGUGGAUCAGCAACCGCUACCUGGACUUCACCUCCAAGGAAGUCAAGGACCGCAUCAAGAGCAAUGUGGACGGGCGCUACCUGGUGGAUGGGGUCCCCUUCAGCUGCUGUAAUCCCAACUCCCCCCGGCCCUGCAUCCAAUACAAUAUCACCAACAACUCUGCCCACUACAACUACGAGUACCAGACGGAGGAGCUGAACAUAUUCAAGCGGGGCUGCCGUGAGGCCCUGGUCAACUACUACAUGGGCUUGAUGAACAGCAUUGGGGCUGGGGUGCUGUCAAUUCUGCUGAUCCAGGUCUCUGUGCUGAUCAGCAUGCGGUACCUGCAGACUGCCAUGGAAGGAGUGCCAGUCCCAACCGAAGAGAACACAGAGGUGGAGGCCGUCGAGACAGAGGGGUACCUGCUGGAGAAGAGUGUGAAGGAAACAAUCAAAGAUUACACUGACGCUGUCCUCAAGUUCCUCCAGCUCAACCAAGUUGGGGCAGAGGGAGAGGCGGCGGCGGAGGGUGGGGAUAAGCCGGCCACACCCGCAAGCUAG